AUGAAAGCAAUUCUUGGAUUACUAUUUGUGCUCUACUGUGUCGCUGCUGAUAAUUCACAGUCGAAGAAUGUAGAACAAUCAAAACAAGAAAAGAGAUCCUUAACUCAUGGAGGCUUGGAUAUUGGAUUGCCCGCAACAUCGUAUGAGUCUUCGCCAUCAUUUGGCUCAUAUGCACCUUCUGCAUCGUUUGGACAUUCAUUUAGCUCCGGACCGUCAUUUAGUUCCGGACCAUCAGUUUCAUAUGGACCUUCAGCAUCAUUUGGACCAUCAUUCAGUUCCGGACCAUCAUUUAGCUCUGGCCCAUCAUUCAGUGCAGGUCCAUCAGUUGUCUCAGGCGAGAUUCCUGCUUCAAUUCCAUCAGGCGCAGAAGGAGCAGUUUUGUCAGGUGGAGCUUCUGCUGUCGGAGUUUCUACAAAUACAAAUACAUUGACGACAAUCAACCAAAGGGUUCCAGUCCCAGUUCCAGUUUAUAGAGCUGUUCCAGUUGAUAGACCAGUUCCAUACCCAGUCAUCAAGAACGUACCAGUCAAUGUUCCAGUUCCACAACCAUACCCAGUUGAGGUUCUUAAGCACGUUCCAGUCGACAGACCAUACCCAGUUCCAACACCAGUACAUGUCCCUGUCGAGGUUAUUAAGCAUGUUCCAUUCGAAGUCGUUAGAAACGUUGAUCGUCCUGUCCCAUAUCCAGUUGAAGUCAUUAAACAAGUUCAAGUUGAUCGUCCAGUACCUGUUCCAACACCAGUUCAUGUCCCAUACGAAGUUGUCAGACACGUACCUGUCGAUCGCCCAGUUCCAUAUCCAGUUGCUACACCAGUUCAAGUCCCAGUUGAUAGACCAGUUCCAUACCCAGUGCCUUUUGAAAGACCAUCCUUGCCAUCAUACUCACUCUUAAAAACCGUCCAUUACUCAUCACCAAUUCAUUCAUUGAAGUCUAAAUUUUUGGGAUGGUAA
Messenger RNA from Chironomus riparius, 951 nucleotides. NCBI's taxonomy places the organism in Eukaryota, Metazoa, Arthropoda, Insecta, Diptera, Chironomidae. The record is from the annotation of a GenBank genome assembly.